AUGAGCAACCAGAUCGAAUUCGAGAAUCUGCUCAAUUUCCGAGAUGUGGGAGCUUUCAUCAAUGCAACAGUUGGGUCGCCGGUCUUGAAACCCGCCCUGCUGUUCAGAAGCGCCCGUCCCGAUGAAGCCACACCCGCCGAUCGACAUCAACUGGUGGACCAACACCACAUCAAAACAAUCAUUGACCUCCGCUCCAGCACAGAGCACAUCAAUGCUGCCAAAAAGCGCGGUGUAGACCAGUUCGCCGGCGCUGCAGCAGAAGCUGUCCAAAUCCCGGGCAUCCACUAUGCAAACAUCAAUCUCAACGGGAAGGGGUUCGAACGCUAUCUCGUCUGGCAAUUGAAGUACCUGAGCUUGGCCAAGCUUGUUCUGCUCAUGGCAUUGGGAUACCGCACACAGGGUAUCUCGGUGCUUGGAAAAGAGUUGAUGCUGCCUCGUGGUCUCGCCGGCCUGGGCAUCGACACUCUCGACCACAGCGGUCCAGAAAUCAAGGACUUCUUCCAUGUUCUUGCCGACGAAAGCUCCUGGCCGAUUCUGGUGCACUGUACCCAGGGCAAGGACCGCACUGGUAUCACCGUCUUACUGACUCUCCUCUUGUGUGGCAUUCCCAUCCAGGCAAUCACUAAGGAUUAUCUUUUAUCCGAGGAGGAGUUGGAGCCCGAGAAAGAAGCCCGCAUGGAGGAGAUUGCGAGCAUAGGGCUGGACGAGUCCUUUGCAGGGUGUCCUCCCGAUUUUUGUGAAGUCGUAGUCCAGCACAUCGACACCAAAUAUGGAGGUAUCAGCAGUUACCUCCGAAGUGUUGGGGUUGAAGAUAGCCAGCAAGACAGAAUCAAGAAAUUCCUCGGUUAUGAAUCAACGUCGCCUUGA
Exophiala aquamarina CBS 119918 is the source of this 867-nucleotide messenger RNA. RefSeq lists its product as uncharacterized. Gene Ontology annotation, biological process: dephosphorylation. The transcript has a single exon. NCBI's taxonomy places the organism in Eukaryota, Fungi, Ascomycota, Eurotiomycetes, Chaetothyriales, Herpotrichiellaceae. The record is from RefSeq and is a predicted model, not a curated record. The coding region runs from base 1 to 867 and encodes 288 amino acids. Gene Ontology annotation, molecular function: phosphoprotein phosphatase activity.